This is a messenger RNA of Rhodotorula toruloides NP11, 393 nucleotides long. Its product is annotated as NADH-ubiquinone oxidoreductase B14 subunit. The transcript is spliced from 6 exons. NCBI's taxonomy places the organism in Eukaryota, Fungi, Basidiomycota, Microbotryomycetes, Sporidiobolales, Sporidiobolaceae. Bases 1 to 393 code for a protein of 130 amino acids. Gene Ontology annotation, biological process: response to oxidative stress. The record is from RefSeq and is a predicted model, not a curated record.
AUGACGACCAUCCCAUCGAGGCUCGCACGCGUCACGCAGCAGUCCGGGUCCUGGGACGCUGCCCGGGCACGCACGAGGUCGCUCUACAGGCAGUGGUACCGCGCAGCGCCCGAGAUUGUCUCCCUCUACUCGCUCAACGUCCCCGCCUACUCCAUCCGGGCCAAGAUCCGCGAAGAGUUUGAGCGACACCGCGAGGUGACCGACUUGUCGGCCGUCGACAUCCUCCUCCUCAAGAGCUACCAGGACUUGCAAGAGGCGCUCAACUGCUGGAAGAUGGAUUCUCACAUCAUGCGUUGGUUCUCGAAGGAGGAGCUGCCCCCACGACCGAACUCGUUCCUCGAAUCCUUCUACCUCUCCCGCGACGACUCGAAGGAAAUCCAGCCGACAGCGUAG